Molecule: messenger RNA, 2276 nt
Organism: Ostrinia furnacalis (Asian corn borer)
Lineage: Eukaryota; Metazoa; Arthropoda; Insecta; Lepidoptera; Crambidae
Product: 5'-AMP-activated protein kinase catalytic subunit alpha-2-like
Exons: 4
Coding region: 221-535 (104 amino acids)
Source: RefSeq, a predicted model, not a curated record
AUCUAGAGCACUAAGGUUCACGAGUCAAACAUUGUAUCGGAAACAGAGGAUUUAUUAUGAUACUACCUAGUCCCUAAUUAUUAUCUACCCCGAACGUAUCGCACCGCUGCGGGACAAGCCCGCGCCCGCCGCGCUUCCCCAGGCGGACAAGAAGGGAACGCCCGUCAAGAGAGCGAAGUGGCACCUGGGCAUCCGUUCUCAGAGCAAGCCCAACGACAUCAUGCUGGAGGUGUUCCGCGCCAUGAAGGCGCUCGACUACGAGUGGAAGGUCAUCAACCCCUACCACGUGAGGGUGCGAACACUAAACAAAAUGACGGACAAGUUCGUGAAGAUGUCGUUGCAGCUGUACCAGGUGGACUACAAGUCCUACUUGCUGGACUUCAAGUCGCUGUCCGGCGAGCGCGAGGACAGCGACGACGAGCCCGCCUCGCCCAUGGCGCCGCCGCCGCCCGCCACGCCCACCACGCCGCAAGGUCACCACACUAUGGAGUUCUUCGAGAUGUGCGCAGCGCUCAUCAUCCAGCUCGCUCGGUAACUCGCCGCACCUCGCUCGUACGGACGGAACAUGCCUUGAGACUUACGUAUUCUAAACACCGAAGAAAAUGACGUGAAUUCAAACCAAAGGAAAUGGAGUCAUAAAAUGACAAUCACGCGUCAAUCUUGGCGUCAAACGCUUGACAGUGACGCGCUUAUCAGACUGCUUAAGCUUUUAGUCGCUUACUUUUACCGUUUUUUUAUAUUAUGAAUCAUUCACGUCCCGUGUUUUGACCAGAUAAUAAUAUAAAUGAAAACAUUAAUUGUGCAAUAAUAAAAAAAAAACUCAUCAAAGUCCAAGGCAUGACCUAGUGUUCCCUAAAUCUCCACUAAUAAAAAAAUCAGCUAACAUCAUUUCAGUAUCCUAUUAAAACUUUGAAGUAUUAGCUUUACUUAGGUCCCCAUGUUACGAUAUACUUCAUACAAAUAGACUGAGGCGAAGUUCAAAGUAAUUUUAAAGAGUAUCGACCUUCCUGUAGGGGUGUAUAUUUUAUUUCGAUUACGAAUUCGUUUCGACAAAGUGCUUGCUACACGGGUCCACAAAAGACAACCAAGCACUCGUGUGGUGCAUCGAGUAAAACCAGAGACAAAUACAGAUAAAAUAUCACAAACCAUAAAGAAGUGGGCGUGGCUUCUCACUCACACAAGAGUUGUCUUUGCCCACGGCCACAGACCCGUGUGGUCAGCCCUUAACAUGGGAAAGUUAAUUUCAUUAUGAAAAGUAACAUUUUCAGCUAAUUAUUAUAACUUUUAUUUUAAUUUUGCGUCUUUAACUUACGUUUUUAAAUGUUGUGAAUUGGUUAAUACUUCGGUACUUAUUAAUUUAUUUAAAAAGGGGGAUGUAUCAGUAUUUAGUUACACCUUACUUCCAAUUGCAUGCAUAUUGUGAUAAACAAGUAUAUUGUUAUGUUGUAUGUUUAUUUACCAAAGAUUUAUCAGCAAAAAAGUGCCUUUGUAUAAUUGCACGAAUAAUUUUAUGGUUCGUACGGAAACUGGAAAGAGAAUGUAACAAUAAGAAGAAAUCAGUGAAUAGCAUACUAAAUAACGGGAUGAAUAUGAAACUUAAUACUUUCAUACAAUAAUUUAGCAGCUACACUCAGAACACAAUAUUUGCUAUCGCGUGUUUUAAAAUUAUUGAGUUGAAGAACCGUCACAUUAUUAAACUUUUGCGCAACUAGCAAGAAAGUGUUCCGUAGCAGUGAUAUUUUUGUAGAAGUAAUAGAUAUUUAUACGAAUUACAUAUUGUUUUAGUAUGCUAUUCAUUGUUUCCUGGAUAGAUAUACAAGAGUUGUUUUUAUAGCAAUAGAAAAGGGUUAUGGGUGUCACGCAAUAAGUAUUGAAUAAAAGGAAGUUACGGGAUAUUGUACAUUUCGUAGUCUAGUUGUAUAGUUCGUCGAUUUGAAAUUAUUUAUUAUUGAACAAAUGAUAAACAUGUUGUACAGCUUAGUGUGUGUAUAGUGCAAUUCCAAAAUUUAGCUUCCAUUAAUUAAUGAAUCAUUAAACAUGUCAAAAAAUAUUGUCUUUUAUUUCCGGUAUUAAAUCUAAAAUCAAAUAAAAGUCGGAAAUGUAACAGAAUACUGUAAUUUAUUACAGAUCUAAUCAUUAAAAUUAAAAAUGACUAAGUAAUUUGUUGGUACAUAACAAGUGGAUAUUUAGUUCUAUCUAGUUUCACAUCAGUAUCUAGUGUAAUAAAUAAAACUUACAUUGCAAUUAUUUCAAUAUCGAGGUCUCCUAAAAAUUGG